Molecule: messenger RNA, 2322 nt
Organism: Brachypodium distachyon (stiff brome)
Lineage: Eukaryota; Viridiplantae; Streptophyta; Magnoliopsida; Poales; Poaceae
Exons: 7
Biological process (GO): DNA integration
Molecular function (GO): nucleic acid binding; zinc ion binding
Source: RefSeq, a predicted model, not a curated record
AUGCCAUCGGUGGCGCUGUUCUGCCACUACUACUACCCGACGGAGGCCAAGGCUCCCCUGUCCUCGGGUGUAGUGUUCCAGUUCCGUGACAAGCUGAAGUCGGAGUUCAUCCAUCCGGGGAAAAAGAAGAUCGAGAACGAGUGGCACCAUGAUUGGGGCUGGAUGUGCAUCGACGAGCUCCAGCACUUCCACGAGGAGCCCCUCGGGCCGCCGAAGGGCUCGAAGGACUGGACGUACCGCGACCUGAAGGGCGAUGAGCUGGCCCUGAUCUGCGCCAAGAUCAAGGCGCUCCGUGAGGCCGGGCUCACAGACACGGAUGUGGUGCGUAACUUCAUCGGGAGGUCCUCCAAGAAGAGGGGGCAGCCUAGCACUUCGUCGGCAGCCCUGGCCAAGAAGCCACGCCCGACCACGGGUGGUGAAGGCAAAGACGCCGCCGACACGGCGGGAAAAGAUAAACUGAAGUCCAAUGGAAGUAACUUUACGGACUGGUUCCGGAAUGUGAGGAUUAUCCUCGAAGCUGCCAAAAAGGCUUAUGUUUUUGAUGCAGCGCUUGGUGCAGAACCCGCACUCCAAAAGCGUUUUGAGCACCACUCGGCAUAUGCUAUGAUUGGGGAACUGAAUACUUUAUUUCAGACCCAAGCCCGUGUGGAGAGGUAUGAUGCCUCCGAAAGGUUCUUUAACUGCAAGAUGGAGGAGAACAGCUCUGUUAGCGAGCACGUGCUCAGAAUGUCUGGGUACGCCGACCGCCUGAGACAACUGGGAAUUGAGAUUCCUAAUGAAUUAGGCAUUGACCGGGUUCUUCAGUCACUACCACCUAGCUAUAAAAGUUUUGUGGUGAACUACAAUAUGCAAGGGAUGGAUAGGACACUUCCUCAGCUCCUCGCGAUGUUAAAAACCGCGGAGGUGGAAAUCAAAAAGGAGCAUCAAGUGUUGAUGGUCAAUAAGACCACCAGUUUCAAGAAGGCAAAGGGUAAGAAGGGAAAUUUCAAGAAAGGUGGCAAAACUGUUGCCACUCCCGCGAAGAAGCCCAAAUCUGGACCUAAGCCGGAUACUGAGUGCUUCUACUGCAAGGGGACUGGCCACUGGAAGCGUAACUGCCCCAAGUACUUGGCAGAUAAGAAGGCUGGCAACGUCAAAGGUGAAUAUUUGAGUUAUGAGUUUGGCACGCAUUUAAGACAAUGUGGAAUUGUUUCACAACUUACGCCGCCUGGAACACCACAACGCAAUGGUGUGUCCGAACGUCGUAAUCGUACUUUAUUGGAUAUGGUACGGUCUAUGAUGUCUCUUACUGAUUUGCCACUGUCGUUUUGGGGUUAUGCAUUAGAGACAGCCGCAUUCACUUUAAAUAGGGCACCAUCUAAAUCCGUUGAAACGACACCGUAUGAAUUAUGGUUUGGCAAGAAACCUAAGCUGUCCUUUCUUAAAGUUUGGGGAUGCGAAGCUUAUGUAAAAAGGCUACAACCUGAUAAGCUCGAACCCAAGUCAGAAAAAUGCGUCUUCAUAGGAUACCCUAAAGAAACAAUUGGGUACACCUUCUAUCACAGAUCCGAAGGAAAAGUGUUUGUCGCUAAGAACGGGUCUUUUCUAGAGAAGGAGUUUCUCUCGAAAGAAGUGAGUGGGAGGAAGGUAGAGCUCGAUGAGGUUAUUGAACCUUCUCUCGAAUUUGAGUGUAGCGCAGCACCAGAAACUGUUCCCGUGCAUCCUGCAUCAGCUAGAGAGGAAGCUAAUGAUAAUGAUCAUGAAGUUUUGAAUGAGACAACUACUGAACUUCGCAGGUCGACGAGAACACGUAAUACUCCUGAGUGGUACAAUGUUCGUGUCAUGAAUGUCAUGUUGUUGGACAACGAUGAACCUGCGAAUUAUGAGGAAGCAAUGAUGAGCCCAGACUCCGAAAAAUGGUUAGAAGCCAUAAAAUCCGAAAUGGGAUCCAUGUAUGAAAACCAAGUAUGGACUUUGGUAGACUUACCAAAUGACCGAAAGGCCGUUGAGAACAAAUGGAUUUUCAAGAAGAAAACAGAUGCUGAUGGAAAUGUUACCGUCUAUAAAGCUCGACUUGUGAUCAAAGGGUUUGGAUUUGUCCAAACUCACGGAGAAGCUUGUAUUUACAAGAAAGUGAGUGGGAGCUCUGUAGCAUUUCUAAUACUGUAUGUGGAUGACAUAUUGCUGAUUGGGAAUGAUAUAGAACUUCUUAAAAGUGGUAAAGACUAUUUGAAUAAAAGUUUUUCAAUGAAAGACCUUGGUGAAGCAGCUUACAUAUUAGGCAUCAAGAUUUAUAGGGAUGACUCUAAGUCUCAAUCCGGAUACGUAUUUAUUUUGAAUGGU